Molecule: messenger RNA, 7101 nt
Organism: Paramuricea clavata
Lineage: Eukaryota; Metazoa; Cnidaria; Anthozoa; Malacalcyonacea; Plexauridae
Source: the annotation of a GenBank genome assembly
AUGGACAAAAAUAUAUUUGUGUUUCUUCUUUGGAUGCUAACAGGUAUGGAUGAAACAAAUUUAGAGUAACAUCUUCCUUUUUAGAAAAACUGUUUUCGUACACCACUGUAUUCAAUUACCUGCUAUACACAAUUGCUAAAAGACGCUUAAUUUUAUAAACUUUUCAUAUACUUUUCACAAAUUCACGAAUUCUACCGUUUCUUUAUAUAUUCAGCCAUUUUAUGUUCCCCACAAAUCUCUAUUUACCUAGACAUAGACUAGCUUUCUAAACGAGUCAAAUAUUCAGGCAUCAUUAGAGCAGGAAGUCAAAUAUUCAGGCAUCAUUAGAGCAGGAAGUCAAAUAUUCAGGCAUCAUUAGAGCAGAAAGUUACAAGUCAAAUAUCCAGGGAUCAAUAGAGCAGAAAGAAUCCACCAGACAAAUACUGCGUAUUAAGAAUCUAGAGCAUCCUGCUCAGGGAAUUAUUUCAAUAACUUGGAAAAAAGAAAGUAAGAGAGCUUAUCACUCGCAAAACCAUCGAAUUUGCUUUUAACUAUAAAGGCUUUCGAACUUGCUCUAUAAAUAAUAGUAUCGAGUGUCCAUAACAGCUAUAUAUAACCUGAUGCUUGUGAUGUUACUCUGAGUGCAUAUAUCCACACCGGGAAAGCUUGAAAAAUAUGCCUGGCCACGGUGAGAAUCGAACUCCACGACCUUUGGAAUACUAUAGCUCAAUGCUCUGCCAACUGAGCUACGCGGUCAGGUCGGUUCGAGUAUGUGAUAUUUCGGAACUGAGUGUCUGAGUCUAGUUCCUUCGAUAUCAAUGCAAUCUAGUAUGAUUUUUCUGUGUUGGUGUAAUGUACUCAGGUGAAUAAGAUGCUUGUGAUGUUACUCUGAGUGUAUAUCCACACCGAGCAAGCUUGAAAAAUAUGCCUGGCCACGGUGGAAAUCGAACCUACGACCUAGUUUGGAACACUUCCCACCGUGGCCAGGCAGAUUUUUCAAGCUUGCUCGGUAUGGAUAUACACUCAGAGUAACAUCACAAGCAUCUUAUUCACCUGAGUACAUUACACCAAAACAGGAAAAAUCAUCAUUACUAGAUUGCAUUGAUAUCGAAGGAACUAGACUCAAUUCCGAAAUAUCACAUACUCGAACCGACCUGACCGCGUAGCUCAGUUGGCAGAGCAUUGGGCUGGUAUUCCAAAGUCGCGGGAUGUUUGAAAAAAGUUUUUCCGGACUUUAAAAAAAGGGUCAAGUUAAAUUAUAAACAUAAACCAGCUAAAUUAAGGGUAAAAAAAAAUUUCCGUACAAAUUCCUGUUAAACCAUGGGUGCAACCCUUAUUUUUGGACAAAUAUCUGUAAAAUUUACGUCUAUGAAUUCCAGACAAUUCCCUCUGAAAGCCCUGUAAGUUACUUAAUAACUCUACAUUCUAUCAUUUAAAAUCUUUGAUUGCCCUGCCAAUCCAGAUAAUUCGCCCAGGGGGGUAUAGAUACCCCCUAUACCCCCUCAAGUUUCUGGAAUCAGGGUAACUGUUCACCUUGAUCUGAAGACAAGACCAGGGACGCCGGAACGAUGUGAAGGCAAGGGGGCAGGUUUUCGUGAAAGGGCACUUUUGAAUUGAUAUAUACUAAGAGAUGUUUGCAAAACAUCGGGAGUUGAACUUCGCCAUCAUGUUUUCUAUUUAUUGGAUGAUAGGGGUGUGAGGGGGUUCUCCGCCAGGCGUUUGUGCUAUUCUUGAAGCUCGAUGACUGCAUUUCUUGCGUUUUCUGAAGCAAAUUCGUAAAAGAAUUGCACUAACAUUUCUGACAAUUCGCUAUUUCGCUAAGGCAAUCCUUUAAAUCGAAAGGGCACCUUUGCCCCCCUUGCCCCUCCUGUUAAAGGACGUAUACUUUGCACGUUCAUCAAUCGUGGGAUAUUAAGAUCUGAUUCCACGAGAGCUUUUUCUCAGGGAAAUGCGAAACAUUUCGCACGAAAUGAAUUCGUGCAUGCGCAGUAAAGAUAGUCUUUCGAGAAAACAUUUCGCUUCGCCAGUGAGUAGAAGUCAGUUCUACUCACUGCGAAAGUGAAUGAAAAUUCAAUAGAAUCACUCAUGUGCAACCAUCCAUAUUUCGCAAACACAUUUUCGCGCUACAAAUUUCGCCGUCAUGGAAUCAGGCCUUUAAUUACAGGCUUUGCGAAUAAAUAUUGAAGUGUUUAACUUUCUAUCUUUCCAUUCAUUUAGCUACAUACUAUGUAGAAUGCGGUACACGAGGCAAGCCAAAGCGAGUAACAGCCACGACUGAGCCACAUCCUUAUACAAUUUCGUUCUUCACAUUUCCGCCCGGAGCCGCCAACGAGCUUUUAGAACCAAAACGAGAAUCAAAAAGAGACAAUGAAGGUACGAAAAAGGAAUAAUUGAUAGUUACAUAAAAGAUGGGGUAAUUUAUCUUUUAUACUACAAAAUACUUACACAGUCAUAACAAUUUGUUUAUUUACUCCUUCUUCUAUACUUUUUUCUUUUUCAUUAAUUUCAUCAGGGGGGGGGGGGGUGGAGGAAACAGAGGGGCUGGAAAACAAUUCGGCCCCCGCCAGGAAAACUUGCAAUUGAAUUUUAAAAAUAAACUGCGCUGAUUGGCCAAUUAAUGAUAAUAAUAAUAAUCCAUCCUGAUUCACGGAUAGCAUAGACUCGCAAAUAAAUGAUAGUGAAAGAAUUCAUGAAAGGGUCUAACAAAAGAUAUAUGGAAGACUCUGAGAAUGCCAUUCAUUUGAACUCAACUGAAUGUUCUAUUUUCAAGAUUUGUCUACUCAUCAAAAGAUAAAACAAGCGGCAACAGGGACAGACUCGAAGGCGAAAGAAGAUAAGAAGUCAUCUGACGUUUCCAAAGAAACUAAGUUGUCUUCAAAAGUUUCCAAGAUAACAGAGAUAAAAAAGGUCAAAAAACAAAAAGACAAGAAAAAGCACCAUCAGCCUAAGGAGAAGCCGAAAAUUUUAGAUAAGGGUGGGAAAAUAACUGAGGAUGAUCUUGACCGAGGAAGACAUAGAGUCCAACCUCUAGAGCCAUGGAGUCUUGGUCCAUUUCAUAAUAAAAUACAGUUUAAUAAACAUCAUACCACUAAUACGGAACAGUAAGUAAUAUACUGAAAUUGUUUUUAUACAUUUAUCCUCAGUGCAUUUUUAAGGAUUCUUCAGUGGUGGGGCAAAACUGCCAAAGGGCCCAUUUUCCUUGCCCUCCCCCCAGCAUAGUAUGCGAUCGCCGAAGUAAUUUUUCUCCAUAGACAGUCGGACUCCUCAUUGAUAGUCGGACACAUCAUUAACACGCACCCUUAAUCAAAACAUUCAGCGGAUACUCUUCUUAAUAUUAGAUGCGCUUCCCAGUGUGUCUUGCGCGCGCAAUUGGUAAUUUCAAAAUAUUGGUUGGUUCAGAUGCCAAAAUCUGAGCAGGACACAUUGUGGCUUCAUAUCUUUUUUGGUGAUCACAUCUGACAUAUUUUAUUAAGUUAUAUAUUUCGCCAUUCCCACUUACUUUUCUUUGCUUUUGUAACUCUUUUUUGUAACUCUUUUCUUUGCUUUUGUAAUUCUUUGUAAGUUUCAUUGUUUUUGAUUCCAUAAUUCAGAACAAAUAUUAAUAAGAUCUGGAUAGGAGACAAUAAGAUCUCAAAUACUAGUAUAUACGUAUCCAGUGAAAUAGUGGCCGGGCUACAUGAUAUAUUACUAGUACUAGCAUGGGCGGGUAUUCUGCAGUACGUCCUCUCUUCAAUUGGGAUGACAUAUAGUUUUAACUCGCAAUAACAAUUUUUGAGUGUUCACAGAACCAGAAAAAACAAGUUUGUAGAUUUACUAUGGCAUCGCAAAGCAAAUCGUCCAUCUUUUUACAUGUGGUCGAAGAAGAACAACGUGGAGUGAUAGAUAUAUGGUGUACCAGUAGGUUACGCAAGGUACGAAGGGAUAAAUCGAUAACGCGCGGAGACCUGGACGCAGAUCAGUGAUGCGUCCAGCUAUCAAUGAGACCCACCAAGGGGUUAUGACCGACAAGCAACAUUCCUUAAAAAGAGGCGACAGACUAUCUAAAAAAGAGCGACAAACAACAGCUUCUGACUGGGAAAAAGCGACAAAUUGCGAUUUGUGUUAUAGGUCAAAAGUGACAGCGACAUUUAUUACAAUAAAACAAGCGACUACGCAGCUACAAAAUGAGUGACAAGCGACCUGGGUUACAUAGGCCUCAUCAAUGAGGAGUCCGACUGUCUAAGGAAAAAAUUUGCAUCGCCGAAUGUGUGAGCGGCGUGCCGCAGGCACAAGUUUAUUGAUUAGGGGGUUGAAGCUGGGGGCAUGUCCCCCAGGAAAUUUUUAAAAUUGGGUCUCUGAAAUAGCAUUUCCUGCAUUCUGAGAACACAUUUUAAAUGCUAAAAUUUGUAAUAAAUUCCAUGCUAAACAUUCAAACACAACAUAAGUUUAAGUAUGCUCACCAAGAAAUUUUGAUUUUUAACUAAACUUCAAUGGUAAACUCAUUUACCCAAUACAGGUCCUAGGGCCCUGGCUUUGGGGCAAUAGGCCAUUUUUUUCUUCAGUGGUGGGGCAGAGGAAGGGGCCUAGUGGGGAAAAUGCCCCACCAGUCCAUGGUAUUAAAAAAUGCCUUGAUUUAUCCUGCCUAUGUUCUUCAAAUUAUCUCUCCCACAGGAAUUGUGUUUUUAGGUUUUCUAGGUAUAUCAUAAGUUUUUUGAAGAUAAUAUCAACUGCAUCUUGUCUUCAGGUCCACAAGAUCAUUACAUAUUAUAGAUUUUAUUAAUAAGCACUUUAAUUGUUAUACGGUAACCGUAUGUUCCAGUUAAAUUCGAAAAGAAUUAGUCCUCCUAGCCUACAAUGCAUAUUUCACUCGCCCAGUUAUGAAUAAUAUACUUUGCUUGCACAUGACGUCACUACGUGUCAUUAGGCGCGAUCUUGGUUGAUUGUAAAGUUUUGUCCAGCCGUUUACAUCGAAAUAGUUGAGUUACUUUGAUAUUUUUAGUCUGUUUUGAAAACAUCUUACCGUAUUAUGCAGAGCCUUUUUAAGGAUUUUCCCAGGGGGGGGGGGCAUUUUUUGAAAAGGGAUAUAAUAUAUGGGAUAUAAUAUAUUAGAGGGGGAUAGCAAUGUCUGAAGGCUACGUGUGUCGCCAAUAUACCACGCCGGGGGAGUACUCCCCCAGAAAAUUUUUGAAAUUUGAAUCCCAGAAAUCUCAUUUACUGCAUUCUGAGCAUCCAAAUUUGCUCCAAAAUUUAUGCUAACUAUACUUGUAUUUGAAAUAAAAAAAGGAAAAAAUGGACAAAAAGUGAAAAAAAUUAACCAUCAUUUAUCAUUACUUAUUAGAGGGAUAAUCCCCAGAAAAUUUUUGAAAUUUGAAACCCGGAAAUGCUAUUUCCUGCAUUCUGAGCAUCCAAAAAAUAAAAAAAUUAUUAACAAUAAUUUAUCAUUAGUUAGUGGUAGAAAAAAGUAACAAUUUAAAUCGAUUUUGUUAAACAAGGACAAAGGAUAAAGCCUAAAACUUACUUUCCGUUUAUGUAUUUGUUAAUCUUCGCUGGUUUGUUUCUAUAAUUUUAGGGAAAAGGGACUUUUCCUGGGGGGGCAAAAUGUGAUUUCGUGGGGGGGCACAAGGGGGGACUGGGGGGGCAUUUGCCCCCCCCCAGCUUGUAUGUUAAAAAAGGCCCUGGUAUUAUGGAUAGUUUACGAUUUCUGGCGCAAUACGACAAAGAAUGAAGAAUAUAGAUUUUUAGAUGGCGUCGAUUAAACGAACAAUUACUUUAAUAGGACUGAAACUGACUGAGGUUCAAAUCGUUCUUGAGAUUCCUUAUGAUAUUUAUUGGGUUUUAUUUACACUUUUUAUAGCUUUAUAAGUGAACUGUGUUUACUGGACUGUAAUUUUUUCUUUAAUUCUAGAGCUGAAUCGUACCAGGAAGGCAGCAUUAGCCAUCCAUCACACACAAUGUACCCAAAGUGCCACCACUGUUCCAGUAACUCCUCAUACGAAGAUUGUUCGAGUAAAACAACUUUAAAGAAGUGUGAUAGUGGUCUGAACAAUAUUUGUUAUACAAAGAGUUUUCGCAGUAGUUCACGUGGUGUUAUUUACGAAAUGGGUUGCUCAAAUCAUAAAACAUGUCGGAAGGCAAAGGCUGCUCCAUGCAAAGGUAAACUAUAAAUAGACAACAAACAACAAACAACAAACAACUAAACAACAAACAACACCCAUACAGAUAGAAGGCAGACUGCAAAAAGAAUCGUGGCAUCAAUUAUUUCUACUCAAUACAUUUUAGGAGCAAUGAAGAAAUGUUUCGUUUGCUGUCAAUUUAACGGAUGUAAUGCACUGGAACAUCACUAUUUCCAGUCCCCUGAAAGCAACGACGAUGAUAAUCUUGGAUAUUCAGCAUUUAACAAAGCGACCAGAUCUUGGCAGUCAACGUGGAGUUCCCUGCUUUCUCUUAGCUUAUCACUGGUUGUUUGGAUACUGACGUGAUAUGUGCCGUGCAUGUUACGGACAGGUUUGCAAAAAAAUAAAGAAAAUAAAAAAAAAGGAAUAAAGACAAAACAUUCAUUGUGGUAUCGCUGUUAAACUAUAACAUUAUACACUUUUUAUAUGAACUCACAGAUACGUUAAUAUUGUUCACGUUUAAUUAUACAGAAUCUAUAAUGGCAAAAAGAAAUAUAUAUCGUGUCUGUAAUAUUCAACAAUCUAAUAAACAGAUCUGUCAAUCAAAGAUUUGUCCAGGGAAACGUUAUAGGUUAAAUAUAUACAGAGCCUGUAUUACUCAGAAUCACAAUAAUCAGCCAAGUAAACUCAGUCUAGUGGUAAAAUAAAGAAGUUGUGUCAAGGUCGUUUAUUUACUACGGACUAGAUGAUUUUGUGCUAAUUUAAUAAACGCACAUGAUCGAUUGAGAUAAGGUACCAUCUUUAAAUUAUGCACAAUAUAUGAUAUUUCAAAAUGUUCUAUUAAGGCUGGUUUACACGAUCAAAGUUUCUGUGAUCACAAUAGGAAUUUAGCAUAGAUCAAUUAUAAGUUUUGAAAGAUUUUUAAGAAAUAUUGGAGGGAACUGACUCAGUGCUUUCCCCAUUCCUAUUUCUCACGAUGUUUAUUUGACACAAAACAAAGCUUUCAGAACAGCAGGUUUCAUAAUGCGAA